Triticum urartu is the source of this 967-nucleotide messenger RNA. The record is from RefSeq and is a predicted model, not a curated record. NCBI's taxonomy places the organism in Eukaryota, Viridiplantae, Streptophyta, Magnoliopsida, Poales, Poaceae.
GGAAAAUCUCAACUUGCUCAUUUUUAUUGCUGCAGCUCUUGAUCCAAGGUAUAAGCUUUCUGAUUUCACUAGGCUCACUACUUUGGAAAUAUUUGGUGUUUAGUCUGGAGAGAAGGUGUGGUAUGCUGUUAACAAAUGUGUUCGCGAGUUGUUUGAAGAAUACUGAGUAAGAUUGACUACACCAGAACCAACAACACCAGCCAUUAGCCAAGUAACAAUAGGAGGAGGAGCAAGUAUGAUGAAGGAACUAAUUGCAAGUAGGUUGAGGCAAAAUAAUAGUGGAGGAAGUGCAAGUAGUAAAUCUGAGCUUGAAAAAUACCUUGCCAAAGACUCUGAAGACCCUGACAAAAAAAUUGGUAUCCUAGGAUGGUGGAAAGAGAAUUCAUCUAGGUUUUCAAUCUUGGCAAAUAUGGCUCGUGAUAUUCUUGCUAUCCCCAUUACAACUGUGGCUUCCGAGUCUGCCUUUAGCACAAGUGGACGCAUACUCGAUGACUUUAGGACAUCUCUAACUCCGUUUAUGGUGCAAGCUUUAGUUUGUACGCAAGACUGGCUGAGAAGGUCAACAGAUCCGGUCGACAUCAAGGAGAACUUGGAAGAAUUAGAAGUGCUAGAAAAAGAGUUGAUUGAAGAAUUUGGUGACAAGGUGAAGGGAAAGCGGAAGUUCAAUGGUGUUGUUGUUGCUUCUUCCAUGGCCAAGUCAAACAAGUGUGCAAGUCGACCAACAAACUGACAUCCACGUCUACUCAUGGCUGAACUAAAAUCAUGUUGAAUGUAUGCUGUUUUAGUUAUCAUCUUUUGAUUUUGAUUUGUGACUCGAGACUUGAGAAUUGAGAACUGGGAGUGAGAGUGUGAGACCUUAAUGUUUGUUGUUUGCUGCUGAAUUGAAAGCAUGUACUAAACUUGAUUUGUUUCAUGUCAAGUUCUAUGUUGUCAAGUACUAAGUGGUGAUGGUGUUUGCUGCUUGUCG